CGCGCCUCGGAUGUCCCUCCCGCCCAUCGACAACGCCUCGCAUAGCUCCAUUCUCUCAGACAGCCUGCGCAGGCUCCAACUCAAAGAGCGGAUACCCUCUUCACUCGUCGAGCCUACGAAGAAGCAUCGAGUCAACAGCACGGAGGGGCUGGACGCUACUGGGGAGAUCGCUAUGCUGAAUAGCGAGCCAUCGAGCCCGAGCCAGCUCCAACGCCAGGCUCACGGACAUGUAUAUGAAGGGUACGGAUUCAGGCUGUCGUCUGGGGCAGCCACGCCAUUGAAUAAUUCAACUGCUGGGGCAAGCAGUCCCUUACCAGAUCCUAACGGCCUCGGUUGGCCAGCAAAGUCCACGCUUGCACGCCUCAAUGCUACCCCAGAAGAGAGAGCUGCACGCGAAGAGAAGCUGGCAGGCGCCGUACGAACACUGCUCGAAUGCAUUGGCGAAGACCCAGACAGAGAGGGCCUUGUGCGCACGCCGGCGCGGUACGCCCAGGCAUUGAUGUAUCUGACAAAGGGCUACGAGGAACGGCUAACAGACAUAAUCAACGACGCUGUGUUCGCCGAGGACCACGACGAGAUGGUGAUUGUGAAGGACAUAGACAUCGCGAGUCUGUGCGAACACCACCUCGUGCCCUUCACCGGCAAAGUCGCGAUCGCCUACAUCCCGAACAAGCUCGUGCUCGGCAUUUCGAAGCUCGCGCGCAUCGCAGAGACAUUCUCGCGCCGGUUGCAGGUCCAGGAGCGCCUCACGAAGCAGAUUGCCAUCGCAGUGCAGGAAGCGAUCAAGCCGCGCGGUGUUGCUGUGGUUAUGGAGGCGACGCACCUCUGUAUGACUAUGCGCGGCGUCCAGAAGCCCGGCUCGUCCACGGUCACCUCGUGCAUGCUUGGCUGCUUCCGCACCCAGCAGAAGACGCGCGAAGAGUUCCUCACGCUCAUCAGGGGCCGGUGAGGUCGUCCCCUCCGGUGUCUGCCAUGGUUUAUUUGCCGGGCCCCGUGAUACCCUUCGAUUCGAUUCGAAGUCCACCCACGCGCGUCCUUCAACAAGGGCUCGCGAUUAAUUUAUUUCACUCCAUCACAUUGCACUUAUUCUAGCGGCACACUUGGCUAUGCCCCGCGUGUAUCAAACGAUUCAACUCACCUAUCAUGUUUUCAACCACAUCAAGCCUCAGACUACCACCGUCUCGACACUGUAUCAAUUCAACAUUGGGCCUUUGUUUUUCCUAACAUGAUUUUUCUCUGUCGACGUUUGCAAGUUUGUAAUGACUCAGAUGGGCGCAUCGGAUUAGAACCC
Phanerochaete carnosa HHB-10118-sp is the source of this 1291-nucleotide messenger RNA. RefSeq lists its product as uncharacterized. The transcript has 4 exons. Gene Ontology annotation, cellular component: cytoplasm. Gene Ontology annotation, molecular function: zinc ion binding; GTP cyclohydrolase I activity; GTP binding. Gene Ontology annotation, biological process: tetrahydrobiopterin biosynthetic process; tetrahydrofolate biosynthetic process. The coding region runs from base 11 to 949 and encodes 312 amino acids. Lineage: Eukaryota; Fungi; Basidiomycota; Agaricomycetes; Polyporales; Phanerochaetaceae. The record is from RefSeq and is a predicted model, not a curated record.